Prunus armeniaca (apricot) is the source of this 948-nucleotide messenger RNA. The record is from the annotation of a GenBank genome assembly. Lineage: Eukaryota; Viridiplantae; Streptophyta; Magnoliopsida; Rosales; Rosaceae.
AUGGCAGGAAGAAAAAUGAAAGAAAAAGAUAAGCAUAAAGAACAGCACAAUCUGAGCCCCCAACUGCCCAGAAUCCUCCCUGCCACCUUGAGCCAAUAUCCUGUUAAACAUGAGUCUGCAUCUUCUUCUUUUCCUAAACUUGAGCCUGCAUCUAUUACACCUUACCCUGGUCUGUCCCCUAUUCCCAUAAAUAAUAAAUUUAAUCCUUUAGGAUCUACCCUGAGCCAAACUAAACCUAACUACCAGUCUGCACUUACAUCCAGCUAUGAUCCUUAUCCUUUGCCCCCAAAUACAAGCCCUUUAUCUUCUUCUACAUUUCGACCUAAGUCUUCUCCUUAUGUAUCUAAAUGCACUACUAAUCUAUUUGUUCUUGAACCCCAUAUCACUGCAUCUAUGAGUCCUGCUGCAAUCGCUUUAAAUCAUUUUCCCCCUGUCACUGAGCUUAUUACUACAUUCUCUGCUCGAGUUAAGCUUCCUGAGCGUGAUCUAUUUUUUCCUACACCCUUGCUAUUCUGUACCCGUUACAAGAUUCCCUGGAUUAUGAAAUGGAAUUAUCAUGCAGAUUGGGAGAAGAGAUUCUUUUCCCGUCAUUUUUCUGUUAAAUGGUGGGAUCGUUUUGAGGUCCACCGUAUAUCUGAAUAUUUUUACAGAGAUUUUCCAGCACUACCUCCUAAGCCUGAGUCUAAGCCUAAGCCUUCUUCUUCUCAGUCUUCCCAAAUUUCUACUGAAGGAAAAUCUAAAGUUGAGCUAAGAGAUCUAGCUAAACAGUUACUUUUGCAAGCUGAAGAAAUGCAAGAUGAUGAUGAAGAUAAUGGAUCUGAGUCCUCCUCCAGCUGUCAGCCUCGGCCUCUGAGCCCUAGUCCUGAUCGCCCAAUGAGAUGGUCUAACUAUCCCCAUGGUCAAGACCCUAAUGAAGCCUAUUCUGCAUAUGAUCUGAAUUCAGACUAA